CGAAGCCUUUCAAAUAAAUAAAAUCAAUUAUUAAAAAAAGCAGAAGAAAAGAAAAGGCAGGAGGCUUAAUUGUUAAACACCAGAGUCCCUCAGCUGUAGGAGACAGCCUGGCUUGCCUUGCACUGCCCGGAGUGGGAGAGACCCACGGAAGACACAGUUGCUUCCAAGGUGCAGACCGCCCCUGCUGGUUUUAAGCCAGGGCUGGGACCCUUUUGUGCGUCUCCUGAAGGAAGCUGCCUCCCACAUCUGCACCUGCACACACUGAACCAAUCUUCCAAAUGCAGGGUCAACUCUCCCUGUCCUGGGCCAGACCCCUUGUUUUCCUUGUGUAUCUAGGCCUUCCCUGCACUCAGACUGUCAUAGUCUCAGGUGGCCUGACUCUGAGUGUGGGAGCCAGCAGGUCAUCCUGGCAGGAGAGCCGAGGGCAUCAGUGUCCCGGGCUGGGGAGAGGCAUGCAGAGAUCAAUGCUGGGCUCUACUUCCAGUUGCCCUUCCCUUUUGCUGUGUCUGAUGUUCCACUCCCUAGUCACUGGCACUGUUCUUUGCAGACACUUAUCCCUAGCUGGGACCACUUCCUGUCCUCUUUCUCCUUGUGUUUCAACGUACAGAGAUGGCUUGACUUGGGUUCCUACAGAGCCAUUCUGGAUGCUGAGCUGGAUGAGGAAUGCAGGCUCAGAGAGUGAAUUUCUCUAACGUGUUUUGGGUCCUGUAGUGUGGACGGACAGGAUGUGCAAACACAGCCUUGACUUGGCCUGAGUGUCAUUUGUGAGUGCUGCUGCUGUGUGAAGGACUGCAGUGGGCACUCGAGUAUGCCUGUGUGCAUUGUGUAGGCACCUGAGUGUGACUCUGGGUACCAGUGAGUGCACAGGAAAGUAAGGAAGAAGAAGUAGAGUAAGCAGUUGUUGCUUGUCAGGACACUGUGAAAGAAACACACACACAAACAUACAGAGCACAUCACAAGUCCAUUGCAAGUGUUAUUGAAGGACAUGUUUAUCUUGGCACAAAAAUGUGAAGUCCAAGCACAGGAAUUUAACAACUUGCAAAAGCUGUCCAAAGAGCAGAGAGGUGGGGACAAGAUAAAAAGGUUCUAGAAAGAUAAGGGUCAGGUGGGAAAGCAGAGCCCAUAUAAUUGAACCAGGGCUGGGAUCCUGGGCAGCUCCCAACCAGAUCUCUGUUUCCUCACUGCUCUGCUGUUACAGCAGUCCACACUCUCGUGUCACCCCAGCCUGCCUGUGUGUUCCCUGAAAAGCCAUGUGGGGCUGCCUGGUGGCCCUCGUGGGUCUGUUCUUCCUGGUGCGCUGGUACCGUGAGAGGCAGGUGGUGAGCCAGUUGCAGGACAAGUAUGUCUUCAUCACGGGCUGUGACUCGGGCUUUGGGAACCUGCUGGCCAGGCAGCUGGACAUGAGGGGCCUGAGGGUGCUGGCCGCGUGUCUGACAGAGAAGGGGGCUGAAGAGCUGAGGCGGCAGACAUCGGACAGGGUGGAGACGGUGAUCCUGGAUGUCACACAGACAGAGAGCAUCACUGCGGCUGCCCAGUGGGUGAAGGAGCACGUGGGGGACAGAGGACUCUGGGGCCUGAUGAACAAUGCCGGUGUCGCCUUGCCCUCGGCCCCCAAUGAGUGGUUGACCAAACAGGGCUUUGUGAACAUGCUCAACGUGAACCUGCUGGGGAUGAUCGAGGUGACUCUGAGCCUGCUGCCCUUGGUGAGGAAGGCCCGGGGCCGCGUGGUCAAUGUCUCCAGCUUUCUGGGCCGCCUGUCACCAUUUGGUGGUGGCUACUGCAUUUCCAAGUACGGCGUGGAGGCCUUCUCAGACUCGCUCAGGAGGGAACUCUCACCGUUUGGGGUGAAGGUGGCCAUGAUUGAACCCGGUUACUUCCAGACCAACAUAGUGGACAAAAAGAAAUUUAGGCAGUCUGUGGAGGCCAUAUGGAACCAGGCCAACCCCGAGGUCAAGAAGGUCUAUGGCCAGGAGUUUCUGGAAGCCUACAUUAAAUUGAGUCAUCUAUUGAAGCCACCCUUUGGGCAGGACCUUCACAUGGUGACAGAUUGUAUGGAGCAUGCACUGACUGCAAGCCACCCCCGCACCCGGUACUCCGCUGGCUGGGAUGCCAAGUUCUUCUACAUCCCUCUGAGCUACAUGCCCACCUGCCUGGUGGAUGCCAUGAUCUGCUGGUUGAGCCCAAAACCAGCCCAGGUGCUGUGAAGACACUACCAGGUUUCCUACAUAUGUACAGCUGGGAAUAUUAAGGUGUGUG
This is a messenger RNA of Ochotona princeps (American pika), 2256 nucleotides long. RefSeq names its product retinol dehydrogenase 16-like. The record is from RefSeq and is a predicted model, not a curated record. Bases 1251 to 2204 code for a protein of 317 amino acids. Lineage: Eukaryota; Metazoa; Chordata; Mammalia; Lagomorpha; Ochotonidae. The transcript is spliced from 5 exons. Gene Ontology annotation, molecular function: oxidoreductase activity.